Messenger RNA from Pogoniulus pusillus (Red-fronted tinkerbird), 1144 nucleotides. RefSeq names its product glycine N-methyltransferase (gene GNMT). Gene Ontology annotation, biological process: one-carbon metabolic process; regulation of gluconeogenesis; S-adenosylmethionine metabolic process. Gene Ontology annotation, cellular component: cytosol. The coding region runs from base 91 to 1008 and encodes 305 amino acids. Gene Ontology annotation, molecular function: identical protein binding; glycine N-methyltransferase activity; glycine binding. The record is from RefSeq and is a predicted model, not a curated record. NCBI's taxonomy places the organism in Eukaryota, Metazoa, Chordata, Aves, Piciformes, Lybiidae. The transcript has 6 exons.
GUCGGGACUGCGCCGGCGGGAUGGUGGACAGCGUGUACCGGACGCGGUCGCUGGGGGUGGCGGCGGAAGGGCUGCCGGACCAGUACGCGGAUGGGCGGGCGGCCCGCGUGUGGCAGCUGUACAUCGGAGACAUCCGGGGCCGCACGGCCGAGUACCGCAGCUGGCUCCUGGCGCUGCUCCGCCAGCACCGCUGCCGCUCCGUCCUCGAUGUGGCCUGCGGCACCGGGUGAGGAACCGCGACCCGCGUCCGCUCUCCUUCCAGCUGCCCUUGGCCCUGCUGACGGUCAUGUCCACAGGGUGGACUCCAUCAUGCUUCUGGAGGAGGGCUUCCAGGUGACUAGUGUCGACGCCAGCGACAAGAUGCUCAAGUACGCACUGAAGGAGCGCUGGGAGCGGCGCAAGGAGGAGCCCUUCGACCGAUGGGUCAUCGAGGAGGCCAACUGGCUCACACUGGAGAAGGACUUGGAGAAGCCAGGAGAUGGGUUUGACGCAGUCAUCUGCCUGGGCAACUCCUUCGCGCACCUGCCUGACUUCAAAGCCAGUGCCUGGAGAUGCCACGGUUUCCUCCCAGGGGACCAGAGUGACCACAAGCUGGCCCUGAGGAACAUUGCCAGCAUGGUGCGGCCCGGAGGUGUCCUGGUCAUCGAUCACCGCAACUACGACCACAUUCUGGCCACAGGCUGUGCCCCGCCCGGCAAGAACAUCUACUACAAGAGUGACUUGACCAAGGACAUAACCACCUCAGUGCUGCUGGUGAACAACAAGGCACAUAUGGUGACCCUGGACUACACGGUGCAGGUCCCUCCCACGGAGGCAGGGGCAGACCCAGAGCUGAGCAAGUUCCGCCUCUCCUACUACCCCCACCGGCUGGAGGCCUUCACAGCCCUGCUCAAAGGUGCCUUCCAGGGGAAGUGCCAGCACAGUGUCCUGGGUGACUUCCAGCCCUACACGCCAGGACAGGCCCACGUCCCCUGCUACUUCAUCCAUGUCGUGAAGAAGACAGCGUGAGGGGAUCACAGAGAUGGGACUGUGGUGGCUGAUGGCUGCAAGCAGCUCUUGGAACAUGCAGAAGGCUGGGGGCGUGACUGAGAGCCACCUGGAAUCCCCCUCCCCUUAAUGAAGAGCAAUUGUCAGAGCUACUGGA